This is a messenger RNA of Plectropomus leopardus (leopard coralgrouper), 2577 nucleotides long. RefSeq names its product kelch-like protein 40a. The record is from RefSeq and is a predicted model, not a curated record. NCBI's taxonomy places the organism in Eukaryota, Metazoa, Chordata, Actinopteri, Perciformes, Serranidae. Gene Ontology annotation, molecular function: protein binding.
AAAAUAUCGAAGGGAAAAUAGUGAGUCAGACAGCCUGGUGGCAUGUUCAGCUGGAUUUAACAAGCAGUCACCCCCGUGCUUAGUCAUUCAGCUGUUUGUGGGGGUCCGUGUGGUGCAGGAGUGGGUAGGUCCUCUUCCCUGUUCACCAAAAUGGAUUCCUUAGCUUUGUGAGGGUCCUGUCUAUAAAUACCCCUGACAGAGUGACUGACAGCCACAGACAGCUGCAGCCACCAACCAACCAACCCGUGGAGACUAACCGCAGCAAUCUGAGCAGUCCUGUGCAUGCUGACAGUCCUGCUGCAUCGUGGGGAGUGAGUAGGGUGCCCACGAAACCCAACCAGGACAAGGAGACAGAACAAAAUGGCUGCCAUGACUAUAGACCCGGUGCAGCAGCCUCGGAUGUACCAACAGACUCUGCUUCAGGACGGACUUUGUGACCUCUUGGAGAAUGACAAGUUCGUGGACUGUGUCCUUAAAAUUCAGGACAAGAAGUUCCCCUGCCACCGCUUGGUUUUGGCAGCCAGCAGCCCCUUCUUCAAGGCCAUGUUCCUGUCUGACCUGGAGGAAAGCAAGAAGCGUGAGAUUGUCCUAAAAGAUGUGGAACCGGGUGUUAUGGGGAUGAUCCUGCGCUACUUAUACACAUCUGACAUUAAUCUGACAGAGCAGAACGUCCAGGAUAUCUUCAUGGUUGCUAACAUGUACCAGAUCCCCUCCAUCUUCUCUGUAUGUGUGUCCUUCCUCCAAGAGAAGCUGGUGCUGGGAAACUGCUUGGCUAUCUUCAGACUGGGACUGCUGCUGGAUUGUCCCAGGCUUGUUCUGGCUGCUAGAGAUUUUAUCUGUGAACGCUACCAAAUUGUUGUCAGGGACCAGGACUUCCUGCAGCUUGGCCCAAGCGAGCUGGGCAUCAUCAUCACCUCAGACGCGCUUAACAUCGGGCAGGAGGAGCUGGUGUUUGAAUCCCUGAUGGACUGGAUCAAACAUGAUGAGAAAAAACGCCUUAAAGACCUGCCAGAGCUGUUGCACUGCGUCCGUUUCAGGCUCAUACCACCGGAUUACUUCAAAGAGAAAGUAGAGCGUCAUCAGUACCUGCGGUUCAGCCAGGAGAUCAAGAAGGAUCUUGAUCUAGUCAAGGAUGCUUACAAAGGGCGUCUGCCAAAGCCCAAGAAGCCCAGCACUGAUGGGGCAAAGGGUGGAGAGGGAAGUGAGGAGGAGGAUGAGGAGGAAGGGUACUUGCCAGGUAUACUCAACAACAACCCUCGCUUUGGGAUGUUUGAGCUGGACCUGAUACUUAUGAUCAGUGACACAGGGACUGUAGCCUAUGACCCGGUUGGAAAUGAAUGCUUUGUGGCGUCAGAGUCUACUGAAAUUCCCAAGAACCAUUGCAGCCUGGUGACGGACCAGAACCAGGUGUUUGUUGUCGGAGGACUCAUUUAUAACGAGGAGGACAAAGAUGAACCAUUCAGCUCUUACUUCCUGCAGUUUGACCCAGUAAGUUCAGAAUGGUUAGGGAUGCCCUCACAACCCAACCCUCGUUGCCUGUUUGGCCUGACAGAAGCUGAAAACUCCAUCUUUGUCGUUGGAGGAAAGGAACUGAAGGACAGCGAGCACGCCCUGGACUCAGUCAUCAUCUAUGAUAGACAGUCUUUCAAAUGGGGAGAGUCUGACCCUCUGCCAUAUGCAGUGUAUGGCCAUGGAACCGUAUCACACAAAGGUCUUGUCUACGUCAUUGGAGGGAAGUCUGAAAGCAAGAAAUGUAUGAGGAGAGUGUGUGUCUACAACCCCACAAAGUUUGAGUGGAAGGACUUGGCUCCUCUGAAGACGGCCCGUUCUCUGUUUGGUGUCACUGUCCACAAAGACCAGAUCUUUGUGGUGACAGGUGUCACAGACACAGGACUCACCAGCUCUGUGGAAGUCUACGACAUUGCCACCAACACGUGGUCUGAGUUCACAGAGUUCCCUCAGGAGCGCAGCUCUCUCAAUCUGAUUUCGAUGGGAGGUUUCCUGUACGCAAUUGGGGGCUUUGCCAUGAUGCCCAGUGAAACCAGUGAGGAGCCUGUCCCAACAGAGAUGACUGAUAUCUGGAGAUAUGACGAGUCGGACAAGUGCUGGAAUGGGAUUUUGCGAGAGAUUAGCUACGCAGAGGGAUCCACUAUUCUUCCAGUGCGUCUCAACACUCUGCGCCUCAACAAGUUAUAACUGCACUGAAUUGCUGGUGGUGCCUUGAGGUUAAUGGUGCAAAUUAGUGUACUCAUUAUGGACAUGGUCCAAAAUUGUCCAAGGGUAGAGAUUGUUUCAGGGUAGGAAAUUAAUUUGGCCUCUGAAGAUGAAAAGUGUUGUGAGGUAAGCAUCAGAUUGUUUCACCUUAUGUUUUACAGCAGGGGGAGACAGAUACAUGUUAAGUCAAAGUGAGGGUAGAGAUGAAUGACAUGAGUUAGAAUAUCACACUACAUUUAUUUUAUAAAAGGGAAAAUGCUGAUUUUUACAUGGUUAUUUUUUUGUUACAUUAUUUCAUAAAGUUUCUUGAAUACCUGUUUGCUUUUUUAAAGCAGAAAUAAAAAAAAAUAACGGUUGAUUGUA